CAGCCGUGGACAUGUCGGCACUCCUGUAUCUGACUGGUCUAGUGGCGCUGACUGGGGCUGUGGUCCCACCCGAACCUAAGGUGAUAUGCUGUGAGCCUGGCCAGUACUCCGGGCAGAUCGGGGUCUACACGGUCACAGCCGCCCCGGGGCACGCCACUGCAUCCAGCACCUCCAUCGGAAACUUUUCCAUGGACUUUCAGAAUGGAAGGACAUAUUCAAAGGAAUACGUGUUUGAUAACGAAUUCAUUGUUGUUCAAGAUUUCAACAAGGGGCUGUACUGGACAGUAGUUAACGGAAACUGCACAACGUACAAGCUCCCAAACCAACAUGCACAAAAGUGCUUCUUAGAAGACGAGUACAUUCCCGUGCCGCUUACCCUGGCGGACAACAUACCAGUGAACGUGUUCCGGGAGUUCAACCCACAGCGCCCUGACUUAGAGAUCAGCUCAGUGGUUCGAGCCUCUGAUUGCGUACCUCUCAUCGAGACUACUAACUCCAGAACAGGUGAAACAACGAUUGUGACGACAGUUCUAUACCUGAACCUGACUAUGAGCGUCACAGACACGUCCGUGUUUGCCGUUCCGGCAAACUGCCCCAGCGAAGCCAUCGACGUGGGAUCAGGAAACACUGGACACGGCCACGGACACAGCACCAUUAUCGGCUAAGUCUUGGAUCCUGAACCAGCCAUUAUACCAUGUACGCUGUUAACAUCUUCUGGUCGCGAUUUUGUGAAAUAAAUAACUGUUCCCCGUUCUUACACUGUA
Messenger RNA from Liolophura sinensis, 764 nucleotides. RefSeq lists its product as uncharacterized. The record is from RefSeq and is a predicted model, not a curated record. The coding region runs from base 12 to 665 and encodes 217 amino acids. Gene Ontology annotation, molecular function: calcium ion binding. The transcript is spliced from 6 exons. Lineage: Eukaryota; Metazoa; Mollusca; Polyplacophora; Chitonida; Chitonidae. Gene Ontology annotation, biological process: cell-matrix adhesion. Gene Ontology annotation, cellular component: extracellular region; lysosome.